Suillus bovinus is the source of this 492-nucleotide messenger RNA. RefSeq lists its product as uncharacterized. The record is from RefSeq and is a predicted model, not a curated record. Bases 1 to 492 code for a protein of 163 amino acids. Lineage: Eukaryota; Fungi; Basidiomycota; Agaricomycetes; Boletales; Suillaceae. The transcript has 2 exons.
AUGCAUAUAUGCAUAAAGCCUGCAGAACUCAACAACUCAGGACAACUCAGGACAUCCUCUGUUUUUUUUACGAAUUCCUCGCGAUUAAUCAUGCCUAUCAAUACCUCGCCCCGUGCUAUUCUCACUUCAUUCUUCGUGCUUCUCACGCUUCUCUCCUGCGCAUUAUGUGCUCCUGUUCCUGCCGUGAUGCGCCGUGAUGCAUCGGAUAUCUGGAUACCCAGAAUCACCUCCCCUACAAGUCACACUAAAUGGACUGUUGGAGGGACAUUCCUUGUCACCUGGGAUGGGUCCUCAGCACCUCCCCAUGUGACCAACACUAUUGGCGAGGUAUACCUUCGCCAUGGCGGUGGAACCCAAGAUAAUCCCAUUGCAUCUGGAUUUUCACUUCAUGAUGGUAAAGUCUACGUCACGGUCCCUCAUGAUACUACACCUGGGAAGUACCAGGUCGUAUGUGAGUAUCUUGUGUUGCGCUAUCUUGACCCAGAAAGUUAA